Molecule: messenger RNA, 3762 nt
Organism: Alosa sapidissima (American shad)
Lineage: Eukaryota; Metazoa; Chordata; Actinopteri; Clupeiformes; Clupeidae
Gene: klhdc3
Product: kelch domain containing 3
Exons: 11
Coding region: 650-1804 (384 amino acids)
Cellular component (GO): cytoplasm
Molecular function (GO): chromatin binding; protein binding
Source: RefSeq, a predicted model, not a curated record
UAGCGUUACUUUCAGCUGGCAAGCUACUUUUCAUAAUGGCAGAUGCCGUAUGAAUGUAAUUAGGCAGUUGUUACGGUUAAGUAACACGUAUGAGAUAGAGGAAAGUGAAACUGGCUAACGCUACAGUUCACUGACCAAUUUAACGUUAGCUUUGGCUAGGCAACGUCCAAGUUGUUUGUUGCAUCUCAUCAAAACCGUAACCUCAGUAACGGUGCAUUAAACAUAAUUUCGCUUUAACGCAUUGCAUGGUAAAAGUUCACGCAAGCCAUUCUUGUAAACAAAGCUGUGAACAAGAAAUGUUGACGCUAUGGCAUUAGUCUAGCCUACUCUAGCCAAGAUUUUGAACAUUGCAGGCUAGCAGCUAACGUUAACGGAUAGCUUCUAGUGGUCAGUUGACGUUAGCUGUUCAAUCAAGCAACGUUUAUGCUAACACAAGUACACUGGUGACCAGAAUAUUAUCAGAGCGUUUUUGCAAGGGAAUCCAAAGCCACUGCUUGUGCUUUGCAAACAAAGUCGGAUUACAUCUGUCAAAGGGAUUUAUGCGGAGAGGGUCUGGCAGCAGGCACAGCUUGAUGGGGCUCAUUCCAGGCCUGGGGGACAUGGUCUAAGGAGUGACCGGCCGGCAGGGAGGGAGGUGCCCGCGCGUGGGAUGUUGCGCUGGUCGGUGCACCUGGAAGGAGGGCCGCGGAGGGUCAAUCAUGCCGCCGUGGCCGUGGGUCAUAAGGUGUACUCGUUUGGCGGGUACUGCUCCGGCGAGGACUACGAGACGCUGCGGCAGAUCGAUGUGCACGUCUUCAACACAGUGUCUCUGCGUUGGACGAAGCUGCCCCCAGUGCGUACAGGAGGCAGGGAGCGUGCCCGAGAGGUGCCCUACAUGCGCUACGGCCACACGGCUGUGUUGGUGGAAGACACCAUCUACAUCUGGGGCGGCCGCAACGACACGGAGGGGGCCUGCAACGUCCUCUACGCCUUUGACGUCACUCCAGACCAUCACCGCUGGUUCACACCCAAGAUCUCGGGGACGGUCCCAGGGGCACGGGAUGGCCACUCCGCCUGCGUCCUGGGCAAAGCCAUGUACAUCUUUGGAGGCUAUGAACAACUGGCUGACUGUUUCUCCAACGACAUCCACAAGCUGGACACCACCAAUAUGGUCUGGUCUCUAGUCAAUGCAAGGGGUACGCCAGCACGCUGGAGGGACUUUCACUCAGCCACGAUCAUCGGGACGAAGAUGUUUGUGUUUGGCGGCCGGGCAGAUCGCUUCGGGCCGUUCCACUCCAACAAUGAGAUCUACUGCAACAAGAUCAAAGUGUUUGACACCGAGACAAACUGUUGGCUCACCACGCCCAACACACAGUUGCUGCCAGAGGGACGCAGAAGCCACUCUGCCUUUGCCUACAAUGGAGAGUUGUACAUUUUUGGAGGCUACAAUGCUCGGCUGGACCGUCACUUCAACGACCUGUGGAAGUUCAACCCAGAGGCUUUCUCGUGGAAGAAAGUAGAGCCCAAGGGUAAGGGGCCUUGCCCUCGGCGGAGGCAGUGCUGUUGCAUGGUGGGAGAUCGCAUCAUCCUGUUUGGGGGUACAAGCCCCUGCCCAGAACAGGGAAUGGGUGAUGAAUUCAACCUCAUGGAUCACUCAGACCUUUACAUCUUAGACUUCAGUCCUAAUUUGAAGACCUUAUGCAAACUAGCUGUUAUACAGUAUCGUCUGGAGCAGUCAGGACUCCCACACGAUAUAAGGUGGGAGCUUACGGCCAUGACUACCAACAGUAACAUAAGCCGACCCAUCUUCUCCUCUCACGGCUGAGGAAGGUCGCAGUUCGCCCCAGCCACUCUUAUUCAGGAACCUGGUCCUCGACUACAGUCUCUAAAGGAGCUCUACGCUCUACCCCUCCUCCGUUGUACAGUGUGGAUCUGGAUCUGAGGGUUAUUUCUUCUUCUUCCUCCUUCUCCGGAUGAGUCUAAUUCUGAUUCAGUGUUGUCUUUUUAUCUCAUGACUGGUUUCUCAGCAUUUUUCUUUUUUUUUUUUUUUUGGGUGGGGGUGCUAAUAGAAAGAUGCCUCUCCGUUUUUUGAGGACCAUCGGACAUAUUGAACGUUUGACGACAGUCUUCUCAUCAAGGGCAGAACAACCUUCCCAACACUACAGACACCUUUUAAACAAUGUUCAGUGUUUGCAUCAUUUUUUCUCCAAAUAGAAUUCUUGGAAAUAGAAAUGUUGGUCUCCUAUUCAUUUAUCCCUUGUAAUUUUCUUUCUAUACAUGGAGGAGACAAAAGGAGGUUCAAAAGUUGUUCAACCAUCUGCGUACCGCUGGAGCAUUUAAAAACCCUGUUCUCGUGCUCAUCACUUCCAGCAGCCAAACCCAGUGUUCACUCCCCCUGGAGUCUCCGGCAAAAUCCCCAAGACUUCCAAGCUUUUUUGAGUCCGGGUUCUGGAAUUUGGACCCUGAUUCUGUUUGUUUUAGUUUUUGAGGUUUUGGCUAACGUGCCUAUGAUCAUGAGCGCAAAUUUGUCAGGUACAGUUGUGCAUUUAAACGAAUCCGUCUCUCUUCAGAAGUUGGACAGCCUUUCCCCUUAAAAACACUUAUGCUUAGUAAACAUGCAAGAUGCAUAACAAAGUGUGUAAUGGACUUGUAGACAUGAAGACCCUACAUUGUUUUGGUUUAAUAGCCUUAUGAGCAGAUCUAUCGAACCCUCCCCCCCAUGCAGCCCUCUCUGAAGUGGUGAGGAAUUUGAAUAUUUGUAAAAUGCUGUUUAACGCGGCUGAGUAGCCGUGAGUGCCUUGAAUGAAUUGCGCCACGUCUCAAGCCAGGACAAUACAAUUUCAUGGUCAACCUAGCAGGAUGUUUGCCAGGUCACAGAAAUUAAUCAUUUCAGACCUCUUGAAUCAAGACAACCCAAGAAGUGAUGAAUUGUUGAUGUAGUGACUACACGUCAACUCCUUAUUUGUAAACAAACAAGGAUACAAUACAUGCAUAUUUGGGGUCUGCUACAGCACGGGGCAUGCUAGACAAAAACAGUGGACAACGCUGAUAGGCCAGGCCUCCCAAAAGCGCGCAGCUGUUCCACGCAAGUAAAGCCACAAACACACACACACACACAUAUUCAUCUGGCUAAUAGCUGCACGGGACCGCAACAUGUGAGGGCUUUAACAGAGGCUUUGAAUCCAUAUUCAAAUUUACACACCCACACAUAUACAUGUUAAUGCAAGGUCCAUGCUUAUAAACAGACAUUGAUGGUGCUUGUCCAGGUUAAGGCUAGGUGCAUGUGUGUGGGCUGUAUGACGCUGGGUCCAGCUGCUUUGUCCCUGGGCGAAUAUGUUGAUGACUUAAGAGUGGCUUUAUCGGUGUGAUGACCGGGCCCAAUGGUAUUCCUACACCUACUGGCCAUGGUUACACAGCCCAAAUUCAGUAGUCCCGUUCUCUUCUGUGACUCUCCAAAAGAAAUGAAACCGGUUCAAGUGCUGGAUUUAUGUUCAGUGUCAUGAUGUCUUCAGGUAAUUAUAUUUGAUCAACAUGUGAAUGUGAAUGCGGGGUGACUAGAUUCAUUUUAAAAAUAAAGAAAUGAAUAAAAAAUAUAUAUUUCAGUAACAGGAUAGGUGCAUCAGUACAUUUUUGUUAAUAUCAGAUGAAAUGAUUGCUCACCAUGAAGAAUUCCUAUUUGAUAUUUACAUUUUGGUGUGCAUUUCUUUUUUUAUUUGUUUUCUAUAUAUCUAUAUAUAUUGGAUGAUGAUGAAAAUAACAAUAAAGUUUUAAAAUUGCCACUGA